This is a messenger RNA of Mycena indigotica, 1767 nucleotides long. RefSeq names its product F-box domain-containing protein. The record is from RefSeq and is a predicted model, not a curated record. Bases 13 to 1767 code for a protein of 584 amino acids. NCBI's taxonomy places the organism in Eukaryota, Fungi, Basidiomycota, Agaricomycetes, Agaricales, Mycenaceae. Gene Ontology annotation, molecular function: protein binding. The transcript has 2 exons.
GCUUUGACCACAAUGAAUGCAGCAACGUCAACCCAGUAUCCUACUUGUAUCUGCACCUUCAAGCCGCCUCCCGCCCCAUCUGCCGCCGAAAGAGAGCGAAUCGUGGCCCUUCUUCGCUCAAGCCAACCGGUUCCCCAAUCCACUCAUUUAGAAAUCCUCGCUCAAAUCGAUGACGCUCAGAAGGAGGUUGCCAACUACGAUACACACAUUGCAAACCUGGAAGGCCUGGUGCGACAAGCAACUGCAGAGCGAGACAAGCUCUCCGCGCAUAUCGAGCUCUGUCGCGGGGUCGUUGACUCGCCGAUCCGCCAAUUGCCCGCUGAGAUCUUGGGUCAAAUUUUCGAGCUCUGCGUCCUGACGCAGGAGCAUGGGAAGGAUAUGCUGUCAGGAAUAAAUUCUUUCACGAUUGCGAUGGAGCGCCUGGCAAAGCCAAGCCUUUUCUCCUUGUCGUUGGUCUGUUUGCGAUGGAGAGACGUGACGUGGAGCACAAGCAGCCUUUGGAAUCAGCUCGUCGUUCACGCAGACAUCUUAUCCUGGAAAUACGCCUCGCUUGCCUUGCUGGAGCGUGUAUUAGCUCGAGGGUGUGGGCAGCCUCUGGACUUUCAAGCUUCCUGCCGUGGUCAAAUAGAACCACAGGGACACAUUAUUCGAGCCCUCAUGCGGCAUUCACACCGCUGGCGACGUGUCGCGUUGCAUGUCACUGAGCACACAGCUCUUCCGUUGCUGGAACGCGCUCUGAAUCGACUGGACGCGUUGGAGGUAUUGGAUCUGGACAUAGGCUCACUUAAUGCCUCGGAGAAGUUAUCUGCCCCAAUUCGUGCGUUUUCUGCGGCCUUUCAUCUGAAAAAGCUCUCCUUUUCCGGUCACAUUGGAAAUCUGCCUAUUCUGCCUCCGAGCCAAUGGCGUCAACUUACUUUUCUUUCAUGCCGAGUGAACCUGAAUAGUGCAGACCUUGCAGACUACGCGACAGAAUUGCUCGCCUCGCCGCUGAACCAACUUCCAGAAAACGCUAGCGUGGUGUUCAAGUUCUGCUACGAUCCUCUGCGCGGCAACUGGGAACUGCCGAUAGCACAGAACAUUCCCCCAAGUAACCCAACAACAAUCCUUCGAGUCCACAGCUUUACACUUUGGAUGUGGGCAUCGGCCCGUGGCACGAUCGAUGAUCAUCUCCCCACCAGAAGCAUACUAUCUUGUCUCUCCCUUCCGCAAUUGACAAGUUUGACGGUGCGCAUCCCACCCCACGACCACCGUAACCCGCCAACUGCAAACUGGAACCAUGCAGCGUUCUGUGCCCUUGCGGAGCGUUCCGGCUGGGCCACCAGCCUUACCACUCUCAAAAUAACAGCUGUCAUGAGUGACAGAGAGCUCAGUGAAGCCCUUGCCCACCUCCACAGUCUGGAGUAUCUUCUUGUGGACACGUCAAACACUCACUUUCCCGCACUCUUUACAACGACUGUUCUGCAAAGGCUUACUGUGCCAGACCGCUCCGUGGACGCCGAUUCUCAGAUCUUGAUUCCCCGCCUCACGCACUUAAGCAUCGGAGGCGAUCUCUGGAUAAUAGAGCGGGUUUUGAGUGACUUCGUGGAGAGCAGGAUCCAGUACUUGAAUGCGCAGGAGCCGCCGCUUGUAUUCACUCUGGAGCUGUUCCCACCGAAAGACGCCCGCGAAAACUCUCAGUUCCAUGCCAGGCUCUUUUUGCGAUUCACGGAAUGGAUAGAGCGGAAGCAACUGCGCUUUACUGUCAGAGCAACAAACUAUUACUACUAA